AUGUUAUCCAGUAUUCCAAUAGUGAACGUGAACAAAUCCAUGCAUCCGCUCUUGCUACCGAGCAUCAACGUUUUUCUGUUAAAGGACUCGCAAAAUGGUAGACAGCAGCAACAGCAACAACAUUUGGCGCCGUUGAGUUCGCUUGACAAAAGAGAGGACCCAUUUAUAAUGUCACUCAAUGAUAAUAACUAUACCACUACACACAGUGAUGGGUUGAAAACAGAAGGGCUCCUGGAUCGAGCAAGGAAUUCCUCUGUUCAGUCUAUCUCAGAGAGUGACGACAUCAGUAGUCAGAGUUCCAAUUCUGGUUUCGCUUCACCUAUCCCACAGUCUACCGAUUCAGAGCAGUAUUUCAAGGGGAAGAAAAGACAAAGGAUGGGGCCCAGUUGCAAUGUAUGUAGGUCCAAGAAAGUCAGGUGUGAUGCUAAAGUGGAGGUUCUUUUCAGAGACUCGGCAAUCAUGCACAUGCUUUCCGAUAAGUUGAUCCAUCAAGUCUCGCUAGAGGAGGCAAGGGAGCUUGCACUUCAAUUCCCAAAACAAUUCAAAAUACCAAAUGAGUUGUACGAGAGGGGGAGCGACGUUAAGUUGAUGAAACAUCUGGAUAAGUUGCUACUGUUCUUCCCCUGUUCGUCGUGUACGAGGCUGGCUCAUAAGAAGCACAUCAAUACGGAUAAAGAACAUUUCUGUCACUUCUCGAAGGGGUUGACCAGAUCUGACACCAAUAUCUUUAGAAGAAUCUUCAAAAAGACGCGGAAGGACAUCAUGGAUAUGAACGUUCAAGACUAUUCGGAUUGUGGGUUUUAA
Huiozyma naganishii CBS 8797 is the source of this 804-nucleotide messenger RNA. It is a transcript of the gene SUT2, whose product is annotated as Sut2p. Bases 1 to 804 code for a protein of 267 amino acids. The record is from RefSeq and is a predicted model, not a curated record. The transcript has a single exon. Gene Ontology annotation, molecular function: DNA-binding transcription factor activity, RNA polymerase II-specific; zinc ion binding. Gene Ontology annotation, biological process: regulation of DNA-templated transcription. NCBI's taxonomy places the organism in Eukaryota, Fungi, Ascomycota, Saccharomycetes, Saccharomycetales, Saccharomycetaceae.